Penaeus vannamei (Pacific white shrimp) is the source of this 4930-nucleotide messenger RNA. Its product is annotated as armadillo-like helical domain-containing protein 3. NCBI's taxonomy places the organism in Eukaryota, Metazoa, Arthropoda, Malacostraca, Decapoda, Penaeidae. Gene Ontology annotation, cellular component: cytosol. The record is from RefSeq and is a predicted model, not a curated record.
AAUUGUGCCCAGUCGAGAUCGAACAACAUUGCGAAAACAGAUUUCGAUUAGUAAUAAAGAAAAAUAACAAGACGAAGUUAAUUAAAUGGAAAUCAAACCAAGCGUUUCAAUGCGUCUCUGAUCAUUUCUCGAUAAUAUUUCUUAAUCUCUGUUGCACGGUGACAUCCCGGCUAACUGUACAAACACCACCAGUAAAGAUCAGUGGCUUACGAAUUGGACUUGAGGAAUCGACUGAAUCUACACUGCCUCAGGACGCUCUUCUGUGACGUCACAGAAGAGCAAAGACGCAAGAGAGAAACAACAGUGUGCCGAGCACACCAUGGGGAGCAAGCUGAAGCCGGGGGGGGUCCGGCGGCACCUGAAGGAGAAGGUGGUCCAGAUGUAUGAGGAUCUCUUCCAUGGAGCUGAUCCCUGCAUCAAUAACUCCAGGUUCUGGGAGGAUCUCUUCCUGCUCAAGCCAAAGAUGUCAGCCCUGGAAGGUGAGAUCAGCAGAUGCACAUCCGACCAGCUGUUGGGGCUCAAGGAGAACAUCAACACCCUCUUCUCCAAGUGUGUGCAGACCCUGUCUCACGACCAUCACAUACGGGUCAUCAAUGCACUUUUGACCUUAUGCAGCCUGGUGCGUGGACUCUACAGAAAAAUGCAGGGAGAUUAUGGGUUUGAUUUCAUUAACAUACUCAUAGGCUUUGAUUCUGCAGAAGAACAAAUGCAACUUCUCCUGAAUCAUGUCUCGAAUUUCUUGACAGGUGAAUAUUGUGAUAGUCUGAAGUCCCUUAGCCUGAAGUUCUUGUUAGUUCUGGCCACAGGGACAGACAACAUCAGCCAAAACACUGUUCUUGAGUAUCUCACUAUCAAUUGCAACUUCGACUCAGUCAUUCAGCUGUUGAGCCAUUCGAGUACACGAAACCAGCAUGGCCCUGAAGCAGUGCUGUACCUCAUGCUGAUGGUGAACUACCGCAAGCAUGAGAUGACCAAUCCAUACACUGUUAACCUCUCCCUCUUAGAUGAUGAACUCAUUUUAAAUGGCUAUGGUCAGGUAAUAACUGCAUCCUUGGCAGACUUUAACCAUAAGUAUUCAGCCCACUUCAUGGAACCACAUGGGUCUGGCUGGUUUGCCUCCCUCACAUCAAUGGUCGGAUCCAUGUUUGUAUCCGAGGAGAUGGCAACACGUAAUGAACACAUAAAGGCAAAUGAUUCAUUCCUCUUGGCAUUGUACGAAGCAGUCCACCUGAACCGCAACUUCAUCACCGCCCUUACCACAGCAACAGACCCCUCAACCCCGCCUUCCCCUGCCAACACUCUCGAUCGGGGCAGCACUCCUCCAACCACAGAUGUGAAUGACCAGAACAACCCUGCGCCAACAGUAGAAUUAGAAGCCACAUUACAGCCUACAAAUCUGCUUGUCACUUUUCUAGAAUAUUGCUCCAUAGUAAUGCAGGACACAAAGACAGAGGAGAGCCUGAACAAUGUCAAACUCUGUUUCAUCAUUAUCACAUGCAUUGCUGAGGACCAGUACUGCAAUCUGCUUCUCCAUGAUGCCAACCUCGUAUUCACAGUGCCCUUACACCGCCUCCCCAUGAGACAUCGCAAAGUCAUACCAGAGAAGACACCCCAUGCUCGUCCAUUAGCAUGUGCAGUAUUAGAUGUAAUGGUAGAAUUCAUGAUGUCUCAUAUGAUGAAGAAACUACCCCUGGAGCUGUUCCUCCUGAAUGUGAGAAUUGUUCACCGUCUCCUCUGCUACCAAAAGCGUAACUCAGUCCGACUGCCUUACAACUGGAAAGACUUGUGGGCAGCCCUGAUUGCUCUUGCCAAAUUCCUUGUCACCAAUGAGGCAUAUCUGGCAAAAAAAAUGAACAUCUUCCAGUUAGCACAUCAGGUCAUGAAUAUUUUCAAUUUGUUCAUCACAUACGGUGACACUUUCCUCUCAACGCCAUCAAGCUAUGAUGAGCUCUACUAUGAAAUCAUGAGGAUGCACCAGGUAUUUGAGAACAUGUACUCCAUGAGCUUAAGAUAUUCAAGAACAGAUGGAGAUUACAAAGAAAGUGCACAAAAGCUCACAAACUCACUAGGCAAUGUCAGAUCAAUAAUAAACCACUUCACCCCCAAGUUAGACAAAUGGAGUCAGGAACAUGGAGUAUCAACACUAACAGAAGAACAGGUUCUAGAGGUGGUCCGGAAUAACUAUGACAGCCUCACCCUCAAACUCCACGACAGUUUAGAUCAGUAUGAAAAAUAUGCCGAGAAGCCUCAGCAUGCUAAUUUCUUCACAAACAUGGUAAGAAGCAUACUCAGCGAUACGAGACAAAGCAUUGAUUUUAGCGCCUUUGAAAACUUAACAAUAUUACAAGAACUGAGCCAGUCAACAUAGAUAUUAUAAACUAGUGAAGAUUUUGCAGUUGCAGUGGGGUGGCUAUUAAUUAUGGUGAGGUUAUUUUUCUGAAAAGGAAAAAUGUAGUGUUCUUCAGUAUAAAAUGAGGAAUAAAUAGAGGGGACGUGUAAUAGGUGAUUCCAGAAUUGGGAAAAACAUUUCCCAUUGAAAUAAAUAAAGUAGUGAACACAAUGUAAUCAAGACUAUUACACAAAAGGAUAUGGCCUUUGCAGAGUCUUUGUACAAGUGGCUUAUACUCAUUUUAUUUAUUUUUUUAUUUUUUAUUAUUAUUAUUAUUAUUUUUUUUUUUUUACAAAAUUUAAGAAUAUUUUUGUGUUCCAGUAGAGAACAACUUUAGAUAUACAGUUCUAUUUCUUUCUUUGAAUUCUACCUUAAUUAUUUUCUCAUUCAUACAUUAGAGUAGUCUUCCUUCUUUGUAAUUAAAGCUGUAAGUGCCAGUUACAUACAGAGGGGUCUUCCAAUGAUCCUCUGUAUUUCUAGGAAAAAAAUAUAAGGGCAAAACUAGCCCUUCUCUGUCAUAUGCAAAUUGUAUAGAUAAUAUUAUGUUUAUAACUAUUUUACUCAAAUUCAUCUCUUUUUUUUUUCUCUCACUCCCUCCCCAAAAAUUUCAUAGUGAGUAUAUUAGUCUUUUCCCCCAACAGCAUCAUAGUUCACUGCAGUAUUAUAACAAGGGUAGUAAAGUAUGCUAUUGAUUCCCUCUAACUAUCUUCCAGCCAAAGAAGUGUAAAAUGCUAAAAAGAAACGUUGUGUAGAGGUCAUGAUAAUGUCUGUUAGGUUUGUGCUCUUUUUAAUGUACACCGAUUCUCAUUACUGAAUUAAUGGGUUUUUCAAAAGGGAAUGCAGAUCUAAUGGCACCUGUCAGUCUGUAGUGAUCACCGAGACAGUGUCACACUAGCUCACUUUUUGCUUAUGUACUUAUAACUGUGAUGACAUGACAUGGUGAGGUCAUCUCCCUCUCUCUCAUUUCUCUCCUCUCUUCUCUUUUUAAGAUUAUCAUGAUCAUGUUACAGCUAGUUCAUCUUCCUGAAUAAGCCUGGCAUGUUUGGAGAGGGACAUACACUCUACGAAUAUCCCUGCUUUAAAUUAUGUGUAUUAUCCUCAUUCUUCUAGGAGGAUCUUUUGAGAUUUUACUUACGUAUGUAAAAAAUAAUAAUAAUAAUGAUAAUAAUAAUAAUGGUUGCAGUAAGGAUAUGCAUCUUGAAAAAGGACCAAUUAAUCUGUUAGGAUUCAGAAAAUAGGUGACUUCAACUGUGUUGUCCAUGUUCCGAGUUCUUAGUAUUUUCUCAUGAUGCAAGAAAACAAAUAUUUAAGAAAUAUCUAUAAAUAAAAAUGUUACUAGUGUGAUGCUGCCUUUAUACUUUUCAUGAAACAGGCUAGUUGCACUGGGCAUUAAUCAUGACCUAAUGUUGUUCAAGGGAAAAUGGGAUGCUGAUUUUGAUUUGCUAGUUAAGGUGGAUUUCUGUUUUUGAUUAUUAUUAUUGGUAUGAUAUAAGGUGUCAUGGAGAAUCUGGUUAAUUUUUUCUUAUUCAUCUUGUUUGUAUGAAAGUCAAAGCAUAUAUUGUGUGUUCAGGCUGAUGCACCUCUCUUUUAUGUGUAAUUAAGUUAUCAAUGAUUUGAUUUUGCUCGUAGUAUAAACACCUAAGAGGCAAUACUGUGUAUAGUGAAGAGCAGUCAUAUGUGAGGUAAAUUUACCAUUACACUACACUGGAGAAUUUAAAAACUAUCCAGAAAUAGCAAGAAAAGCAUCAAUGAAGGGAUGAUGAUUUUCAGUGUAGUGUAAGACAGUAAAUCUCUCUAUAAUGUAUUGCAUAUUGUCUCAGAUUAUCAGCUUAAGAUCCUUUUGUUGAUUAGCUGGUAUAAUGGACUUCAAAAAAAUUCUGAUUUUGACUAUUCUCUUUCUUGAACAAUUUUUCCCCCACUCUGUCUCAUUUUGACUUUGAUAAGCUGAUGUCCUGCAUGUAUAUAAAGCUUUUUUUUUUUCUCUGAGCUGUAUCAAGGUAAUUGAAUGUAAAUGUCUGUGUUGUGUUUUGGUCAGCAUUUUGAAUGCUGAUUGAUACCCGAAAUGGGAGAGAAUCUAUAUAUUUUUAUUUUAUGGUUACAUUAUCCCUGGAUUUGACUGUAACACUUUACCAAAGGUAGAGUCUUAAUAUUUGUCUUUGAAGUUGUCAGUAUGUGUAUAUAUAUAUAUUUGUAAAUGGAAAUAAACUGAUCAUACUUUACUUAUGAUUUGUACCAUAAGAGACACUUUGACUUUCAUGCUAAUUAAUUGAAGGAAAUAUAUUUAUUACCUAUACAAACAAAACAUCUACCAAAGCAAGAGCAAGGCUUAAGAACUUGGUAUGGGAAAGCAGAGAAAAAGCUUGUAGAGAGCUGUAGACAUCCCUAACGCUUUAGGUUUUAACAGCUUGCUAUGACAGAUUUUCAAAUGUAAUGUAUAAAUUUAUAUAUAAAAUAUUUAUACAUAGGAGAGUGUAGUAGGUAUUAUUUUAAUAACAUGUGACCUUGAUACUGUAAAUUUUGAAAAUAAAUUUCUAUGGUGAA